GAUGCGCUCCCGGAAGUUCCGGCGGGGCCAUCGCUGUGUGGGGUAAACAGUAAUGGCGGAGGCUGCGGUGGCCCCCGGUGGUGGCGGCGGCGGAACAGCGGGAGCCGCAGCCCCGGCGGCUGUCACGGCUUGCAGCCCUUCCAGCGCUGACGCCUCCGCCGCCACCAUCACCACCACGGCCUCCAGCCUCCCCACAGCCGAGCCCCAGCCACCGCCGGCCGGAGCCGGAGGGGGGAGCAGCGGUUGUUGGACUAAGCAGGUCGCCUGCAGGUAUUUCAUGCAUGGCGUUUGCAAGGAAGGGGACAACUGCCGUUACUCCCAUGAUCUCUACACUAGUCAGUCUGCCAUGGUGUGCAGGUAUUUUCAGCGAGGAUGCUGUGCUUACGGAGAUCGUUGCAGAUACGAACAUACCAAGCCAUUGAAAAGGGAAGAAGUGACUACUGUGAGUCCAGCUGCAAAAACCUAUCCGUCAGCUUCCACAGAUGUGAACCCAUCCCCUGGAACACUUGAAGUAAGCACUGGUGAGGCUGAAGUUGAAGACAAAGACCUGGCAGCUACAGGAGCCGGGGCUGAAGAUUGGGUGAACGCUGUGGAGUUUGUUCCUGGGCAGCCGUACUGUGGCCGUGCUGCUCCUUCCUGCACUGAAGCACCCUUGCAGGGAAUGGUAAUUGAAGAAGAAUAUGAAAAACAGCAAACAAAUUUGGAGAUGAAGAAGCAACUAUGUCCCUACGCUGCAGUAGGAGAAUGCCGUUAUGGAGAAAACUGUGUCUAUAUCCAUGGAGAUGUGUGCGACAUGUGUGGCUUGCAGGUUCUCCAUCCUGCGGAUGCAGCGCAGCGAUCUUUACACAUAAAGUCUUGCAUUGAGGCUCACGAGAAGGACAUGGAGCUCUCGUUUGCUGUCCAGCGUAGCAAAGACAUGGUGUGUGGGAUCUGCAUGGAGGUGGUAUAUGAGAAAGCCAACCCCAGCGAGCGCCGCUUUGGGAUCCUCUCCAACUGCAAUCACACUUACUGUCUCAAGUGCAUCCGCAAGUGGAGGAGCGCUAAGCAAUUUGAGAGCAAGAUCAUAAAGUCCUGCCCAGAAUGUCGGAUCACAUCUAACUUUGUCAUUCCAAGUGAGUACUGGGUGGAGGAGAAGGAAGAGAAGCAGAAACUCAUUCAGAAAUACAAGGAGGCAAUGAGCAACAAGCCAUGCAGGUAUUUUGAUGAAGGCCGUGGGAGCUGCCCAUUUGGAGGGAACUGUUUUUACAAACACGCAUAUCCCGAUGGCCGCCGAGAGGAGCCCCAGAGGCAGAAAGUGGGGACUUCAAGUAGAUACAGAGCCCAGCGGAGAAACCGGUUUUGGGAGUUCAUCGAAGAGAGGGAGGGGAGCGAUCCCUUUGAGACCGACGAGGAUGAGGUGGUGACCUUCGAACUGGGCGAGAUGCUGCUCAUGUUGUUGGCGGCAGGAGGCGACGAUGACCUGACAGACUCCGAGGACGAAUGGGACUUGUUUCACGACGAGCUGGAAGACUAUUACGACUUGGAUCUAUAGCACCUCUUCCUGGAGUUUGGACUGUCUGCUCGGUUUCCAGGCAGUAGCCCUUUUCCUGUGGUGUUGUGGCAGUGCCUGUGUUUUUUCCCCUCCUCCUAGGCAGGCCUAUCCAUUCCAGGUGCUGCUGUUGUAAUAACUUUUUACCCAGGGUCUGUCUCCUUCCCUGCCCCCCCUUCUCGCUCCCCACCCAGUCCCAGGAGUGUGUGUUUUCUUCUCUAUUAAACAAAACAACAACGAAAUAAACCUUUAAAACGUUAGUUUUUGUGAAGACGAAUUUAACUGUCAGACAGUUAGAUUAGACUUGUUGCUUCAUAUCUGUGUUCCUGACAGGAUUCACCCAGUUCCAGGGUUCAAGUGUUUACAGGACUUCCGCACUCACUCUUGAAGAGCCCAGAUACAAACACGAGAGCAGCGGCCGUGCAGUGGGGAGGGAGGGACGGGCGGAUUUUGGGCCCCAGCCUCUUUCCACUACAGACUUUGGAAACCAAUGUUUUUCUACUUCAGAUUUUAGGCCAGCGAUGUGUUUUCUUGGCUGGCUUCAGCUCCAUUCCAACUCCUCUCAUGUACACGUGCUCAUUUGUGGUUUUGGUCUCUUGUUUACUUGCACAUUACUAUUUACUACUGUGUAACCAGAACCAGGCGCGAAUGUUCCGGGUUUUUACUGUUUGGCAUGAAAGGCAAACGUGUUUGUGUGUGAAAGGAGAACUUUCUAUGUAUGUAUAUACAAAUAAAAUGCAGAGUUGUAUCCCAAGGGCUGGGCAACUUGGUAUAUGUGUGUAUUAACCCUUUCACUCCCUGAUUCUUCUCUCAUCACCUCUUUACACACACACCCUUAUCGGUGCAGGAUGUCCAACAUCCAACUGGAUUUUGAAUCAAAACGUUAUGGUCUCAGCCGAUUCUGCGGAAAUGGCCAUUAAACCGACUACUUUAACUUGGUGGUAGGCACCCCUUUAAUGACACUUUUCUCUUCCCAGCCACCUUUCCACUCCUUUUUGGGUGUAUCUGAAUUACCCAGAUAAUAGAAUAGGGUUAGUCAAAGAGAGUUCAGACCAAACUCUUACCCAGUUAGGGCACCACCAUAUUGGUAUCCUUAAUUCAUCUUUGCAAAAGUUGUAGCUCAUCAGUAAGAAUCGAGCGGGGAGUUUAUCUAUGAAAACCCCUUCUGUUUCUCAGUGAAAAGGUUCCUAGUUGCCUCCCACAAUACCUGAACUGAGCGAUUGGCUGUACAACAUGCAUGCGACUAGUUUAUCCAUAGAACAAGCAGCUGCACAAUUAACCAAGCUCCAGUUCUGCUGUGAAGAACCCCAGGUGCCACCAAAGCCUCUUUCCUUUUCCUUUGCCAUCUCUCCCCCUCCCCAACUUUCAAUGGAAUUUUAACUUUCCAUUACAUUUAAUGCUGCUGGAUUGUCCUUGAAUUGUUCUGCUUCUGUCCUUUAGAUUGCGUCUCUUUUCACUUUUAAAUGGAAUCAAAAAUUGUUGCUGAAGUCUGUGUUACUUUGCAGCUGCCUUUUGUAAGAAGCACUUUUCCCAAAUAAAAAAAAAGCAAAUUCGUU
This is a messenger RNA of Elgaria multicarinata webbii, 3084 nucleotides long. It is a transcript of the gene MKRN1, whose product is annotated as makorin ring finger protein 1. Lineage: Eukaryota; Metazoa; Chordata; Lepidosauria; Squamata; Anguidae. Gene Ontology annotation, molecular function: metal ion binding; ubiquitin protein ligase activity. The transcript is spliced from 8 exons. The record is from RefSeq and is a predicted model, not a curated record. Gene Ontology annotation, biological process: protein polyubiquitination. Bases 53 to 1531 code for a protein of 492 amino acids.